Molecule: messenger RNA, 6715 nt
Organism: Saccostrea cuccullata (small rock oyster)
Lineage: Eukaryota; Metazoa; Mollusca; Bivalvia; Ostreida; Ostreidae
Exons: 40
Source: RefSeq, a predicted model, not a curated record
CAUUGCAGUAUGGUAAUUCAGAAUCUCUAUAAUGAACACAAGUAUCUUCUAAGUAUGAACAUUAGUCAGUGCUAUGAGCCAGACAACUGUGAUGUUCAUCAUGUACUGUUCAAAAACUCAUUGAUACCAAAAGCUGUCUGUGACUGGUCGAGGGAUUUUCAGAUUAAAGGGUUUUCACUAUAUGUUUGGAAGUUGGAAAAAGGCGUGAACAUGAGCAUAAAUGAAAUAGAAGAUCCUUACAUACCACAGCUUAUGGAAGAACUUGGUAUUGCAUCAUACUCCAGAAAGCCAAUGUGUACCAUUACACCUGACAAUUCAUCAGGAAGAAUCCAAGGAUGGAAGACAGGCUGUGCCAUGAAUGUCAGCUUACCCACUCUGGACCCUAGUGUAAAUUGUGACCUGCUGCUCACUUGUACUGGAGUGAGAUGUUGUGUGCAUGCUUCACUUCUGAAGAGGAACUAUGAAAUCUCCUUCAACAUUGACCACUGUACCAGUAGCCUCAGCAUACAGAUAGAACAAGUCUUCCACAACCAAACUCUUGAUGGAUUUCUUUGGGGUAAUGCAUAUGAAUUCAAGCUUCUAGGAGUUUACAGAAUCAGGUAUAUUGUGUAUGACCUGCCAGAGGAAGAUGUCUACCUACUUUCCCUGGAUGUGAUGGACUGUUACGAGUCUAUUAAUCCUCAGUGCAGUACAACGGCAACAUUUACUGUGUUCAACAAGGUCGCAAUUCCUAAAGCUCAGUGUUCCUGGGAUCGAAGUUACAGAAUUCAGAACUUUUCUCUCCAAUCAUGGCUAUUUGAGAAUAAACUAGAAAAUGCUACAGACCUGAUUGACAAUGAAUACAAACUUGCUAAACUCCUGGAUGAGCUUGCAUUGUCACAGUACCUUGAAACGAUAUGUCGGUUAACAAGCCCGACUUCAAGUUUUGGAUGGACCUCUUCAUGUACCAAAUCUGUAUCCAGACCCAGCAUUCCUGAAGGUCUUUGUCAUUUGUUGGAGGAUUGUACUUCUGUAGAGUGCUGUUUUAAUGUGGACUUUUUACGUCACAACUUCAGAGUUUUCCUAACCAUUGAUCCAUGUAAUGCAAACCUGCAUAUUGGAGUAGAGAAACUGAAGAGGGAAAUUUCACUUGUUGAUUAUCCAUUUGGGAAACUUGAGCAUCUUUGGCUAGGAGGGGUUGUCAGAUUAGAUUUUAUGUUGGAGGACCUAUAUGGAGAGCGUCUAUACCUUGUGAACAUGAAUGUUAGCUUCUGCUUUGAAUCAGCUGGGGAAUGCUACAAAAGCAUUGCAGUGUUUAAAGAAACCCUUCUACCCAAACAGAUCUGUCCAUGGAAUCAGACUUCAGGUUUCUCACUGAGUGCAUGGAGGAGACAGCACAGUGUGCCAUUUGGAAUUCCUCUGAAUACCUGGACAAAAGCUCUACUGCUUGAGCAUUUAGACAUUGCACAAUACAGAGAGUCCAAUGAAUGCAUAAGGGGAAAAGGAUAUUAUACUUGCACAAACUAUGGCGGUGUAGGCACAGGAUUUAAUCUAAAUGCUUCAAGAAUUCCUCAAUUGUGUCAGUUGGCUGUAGAUCUAGAAAACAAUCCAAUGACAAUAGAUUCAGCCAGACGAGUCACCUGUUAUGUACCCAGCCUGUGUACUGCUGUAGACUGUUGUGUAGAUGUCCCUUCACUGGACAUGUCAUUCCAUACCUACAUCUCCAUUGAUCCUUGUCAGUACAUGCUCAAGAUUGGAAUAGAAAAGUACAGCUUUCAAAGGUCACUUGAUCAGCUGAGAUUUGAAUAUCAUGUGAUCAUUGUAGGUCAAGAGGAAGUAUUUACUUUGAGUGGAAUUGUAAAGAUGGUCUACAAAAUAGAGGACUUGCCAGCAGAGAAGUUGUAUGUGAUGUCAGUGAAGCUGAGUGUUUGUACAGAGACCUCAGGAUGUGAAGCCAAUCAUACAAUAUUUAACAACAUGCUGCUCCCUAAACAACCAUGUCAAUGGAAUGAAGGAUUUAUCAACUUGAAUUUCUCUGGCUCUGCCUGGAUGACUAACAAUGGCUACACCACUCCCCUCUCUGAGUCCCAGUCUGCUGAACUUAUGAAGGAGGUGAGGGCUGCUAGGUAUUUACUACCUGACUCGUGUAACCUGGAAUCAUCAGUUAAUGGAUGGAAUAACUACUGUCCUAAAGAAAUGUCGUUAACCAAUUUGACUGGGAGUUCAAUAAGUUGUCACAUUCCCUACCUCUGUAAUGAGAUACAGUGUUGUGUGAGGGCUGAGAACAUCAGAAGGAGUUUCCAGGUUGUAGUCAGUCUUGAUCCCUGCUCCCAGAUCAUGCUCAUCAAACUAGAGAGGCUGACCAUCAAAGUUGACCUAUUGGAAUUCAAGUUUGGGACAAAACAUCACUACAAUUUAGUUGGCCUGCUCAGAGCCGAUUUGAAACUGUAUGAUUUGCAAUACCAGAGGAAGUAUAUGAUAGAUCUUGAAAUAAGAGUGUGUUUUGAAAGUAAUGGAACCUGUGAUUUCAUUUCAACUGCACUGAACAAUACCCUACUGCCAAAAACUAAAUGUGACUGGUCAUCUGGACUUGAAGGAUUUUCACUGGAAAGCUGGCUUCUUACAAAGGGUGAAAGCAUUGGAAGUGUCUCAUUACCUGAACAUGUACAGUACAUGCUGCUGGAGGAGAGAGGUAUAGCUAACAUGAUGAAGGAUACACCCUGUAGUAGAACAGGUGACACCAUGUAUAACUCAUCCACUCCAGUCAAUGGAUGGCGCACAGACUGUACUUCAUCAACAUCAAACCUCACAGAGUUACCUUCAGAAAUCACUUGUUAUUAUCAUGGUUCCUGUACUGCAGUCAGCUGUUGUAUGGACAUAGUGAAGUUUGACAACAGAUCUAUAGAAGUGUCCAUCAUCUUUGAUGAAUGUGCCAACUUCCUGACCCUGACUAUAGAAAGGAUAUCUCAGACAGUUUAUUUGCAUGAGUUUUCCUAUGGCACAGAACAGAAAAUGACAUUAAAAGGCAUCUUUGAACUCAAAUACACAAUAACACAGAAUGUGUUAUUCCAGAAGUAUGAGUUUAUGGUUGACAUAUUUGCAUGCUAUGAACCAUUAUAUUGUGACCAAGUCAUAACCAUUCUUAACCAGACAUCAUUUGACAUGAAAAAUUGCACGUAUCAGGAGGGAUUUCUGAAUUCCAGCUUUUCCCUCAGUGCUUGGCUGGCCUCUCGUGCUAUACCCCAUGUAGAGGACAUGACUGUACCCCAGGCCAGUGAUCUCCUGACAGAACUAGGACUGGACCACUUCCUGGAUUCUACAGACAGGUGCUCUCUAUCUGACACAGUGUAUGGAGCAGCAGCAGAAAAUGGAUGGAAUAAUGAAUGUGAAAAGUUUCCAAACUACACAUUACCAACUAUCCCAAAUAAAAAUGAAGUCCUAUGUCAUAUCCUUUCAACAUGUGAUAGAGUGUCUUGCUGCGUCUACAUAGCCCCUGUUCAAAGACACGUGGAGAUGAAGUUGAUACUGAACACAUGCAGCUAUCAACUGGAGGCAAUGCUUGAUAAUGUCAAAAUCACUCGUAAUAUGUUCAAAUACACUUGGGAUACCAUGGAAAAGAUUGGAAUUCAUGGGGUUGUAAGUUUUGAGUUUCAUGUUACAAAUGUGGUGAGUGAGAGAAAAAUGAGAAUUGAUGGGAAUAUCAAAUUGUGUUUUGAACAAAACAACUGUACUGAAGUACUGAUCUUCCAUGACCUGCCCAUCAGUCAUAGUGUCUGUAAUGUUAGCAGUGGUGAGACAGCAAUUGAAGGUAUCAGCUUUGACUUUUGGAGACAAACAGAAUGUGAAGCUAAUCUCUUUGAUCCAGCAGCAUGUAAUGAAACACAGAUAGAGGGUAUUCCGUUAGCGAUGCAGAAAUACUGCAAAUAUCUAUCUGACUGCAGUGGAUUAGAAUGCUGCUUUGAGAAUGAAUUUAGUCUUGGUAACAGAAGUCUCUAUUUUAUGGUAAGGCUGGACUGUGACCACUUGGUAUUCCAAAUAGAGAACAAAAAAGUGCAGAAAUCAUUGAAAGCCCUUUCUAAUGAUGUGGAAUACAGAGAACCUAUUGGAAAUCCAACUGCAUUUCAAUUUAACUACACGGUACUAAAUCAUAGUACAAAUUACCGGUAUGGUGUUGGAGUUGUUUUAUUAGUAAGAGAAUCCAAACCAACAUCUGCAGGAAUUAUCAUUUAUAAUGUCAUGCUUUCAAACACUACCCGAGUAAUGCCACAGGGAUGUGGUACUAGCAGAAGAAGAAGGAAGAGGCGAUCUGUUGAUAUUUCACAAUUAGACACAGAAAAAUUAACAGAUGGAAUUAGGGCUCUCCUUGAAAGUGAUGCACCUAACAACAAGUUUGAGGAAUUUUGGCAAAGAAUAAUUGAGAAAAAUAAACUUGAAAAGGCACAGAAUUUGGCUGCUACACUUCUUUCCAGUGAUGACGUAACAACAGGUAUAAAGUCUCAGAUUCAGGCUCUAGGGUCUGGUAACCCAUUCACCAUCAAAACAACAGAAGACAAUGCUCCAUCUGUUACUGUGCAGGGAGGUGCUGCCAUUGCUGAUGUUUUGGUGACUCUCAACUCAAUACCUGGUAGAAGUCACCAGUCAUAUAUUGUUGGCAGUGGAGUAACACAGUAUGGAGCUAAAUUACUCGGGAACAAACUGGCUUGCAUGACUAUAGGAGACUUGGAGUCUCUAUUAAGUCUGAAAAACAUAGAUCCUGUAAAGGUUGCAUUGCUUCUAAAAGACAUGCAGGAUUUGUCAAAAGCUUUGUACUCUGAGUUUAUCAGCAAGUUGUUCACUGAUGGAGCCAGAAUAUUUAAAAAUUUUGAAGUGUAUCUAAAGGAAGAUUUCAGCUUCCCUAGACAACAUGGAUCUUUUUUCUCUUUUUCAAAGACAUUUCUUGUUGGAGGAUUUAUUACCGUAAAUUUUGGGUUUGGAGUGGACUACUAUUUUGGUGUAAAGUUUUCAGUUGAUGCAAAGCUCCUGGAAAUGAAAGGAGCAGUGACGACUGAGCCUUAUGGGGGGUUGAUGGUCUGGGGAGAACUAGGGUUUGGGUUUUUACUGUAUGCCAAACUACGGCUUGAAGGUCACAUAAUGGACACUGGAUUUCCAAUUAUUGCAGAAGUUGAUUUCCUUAAAUUUCCAAUUGAUGUUACUCUUACCAUGUAUUUGAGACUUACCCCACUUAAACUACGACUGUAUGCACUAGUUACUUUGGAAGUAGACUUGUGGGUUUAUACAUUAAGAAUGACUUUAUUCAAAGCUAAACUUUGGCAAUAUGAAACUCCAUCAAUCAGGCUGAAACUCAUUGACAACAAAAAAGAUGAGAAGGACAACACACCACCCAAACUUUUAAGUUUUGGAGGAAAAACUCCCGCAGGAUCCUGUGGAGUUGAACAGGUAGCAGGUAGAGAUCACACAGCACCAGAGUUUACCAUCAAUGUUAUGGCUGAGGAUGACAGAAGUAAUGUUAAUCUACACUUAGACAUAGGAACAGUACCAGGGGGCUCUAAUGUUAUGUCCAGGAAACAACUUGGAGGCUUUUCCACUGCAUUGAAUGAUGUUUUAAGACCAGCUGGAGUUCCUUUAUACUUCACUAUCCAUGUGUCCAAUGAGGCAGGAGUGAGUGUCCCAGCCUCCUGUAAACUAAACACGUAUGACAUGACAAUACCGGGAGGAAGGAUGGCAGAGGCCUUUACCUCAACCAGUAAUCCCAAUGUUCUGAAGGCAGUAGUCACAGUGUAUGAAGACUCGCCCCUCACAGAGACCAAAGUAGCUGUGGGGUAUGGCAGGAGCAUUUGGGGAGAACAAAUCAUCAGAUGGACAACUGUUUCAUUAGCUGACAAUGCUGUUAAUUAUGAUGUGGGACAUGAUCCUUUGAAUCAGAAAGUGAUUAAAUUGUUUUCAUCUGGAAAGACUGGGAGACUUGUAGGAAGGGGCAUCAAAGCAGCAGAGGACUUCGAGAUAACAACUAAAGAGGAAUGUGCAAAAAAGUGUAAUGCAAUGCAUGUCACAAAGUGCCUAAGUUUUAAUUACGAUUAUGGAUCAUCUGGACAUUGUGAACUUCUGGAAGCCAUAGAAGGACAUGACCACAAAAUUUCACGAGAUGGUCAUUACAUGCACUUCGAGAAGCUUGGAGUAGGUUCCAACAGAGGAUUUGUGUAUGAAAAUGUACAGUUACCACACAACCAAAUCAUCUACUUCAACUUUCAUGCUGUGAACAGUCUUGGAUUUGAGAACAUACUGUCAUCCAAACCCAUUAUAACAGAUUAUACACCUCCAGAUCCAACUUCUUGGCAAAUAAACAUCACAAGUGACAAAUCUGAAACUAUAAAGUGUGAGGAUGUGAUUCCUGAUGAUAGAGAUGACUGGGAAGAGAGAUUCUGUGAAGGAGUGAAUCCAAAGACAAAGAAUCACCGAAUCAUCAUAGACGGAGAGGGUUCAGAGACUGUUUAUAAUGGCCAUACUUAUAAGAAUGACCUGAAGUAUACCAGGGCUAAUAGAUAUAUAUCUGCCAACUGGGACGGUAUCUAUGACAAUGAGACAGGAAUUCUGGGAUACUCUGUGACAGCUGGGGAGUCAAUCUGUGAGGAGAAAAUAAAGCAGCAUCACGAUCCUCAUGCUCACCUGUUUGACCGGUCACAGUGGACACACAGUGUUAUGAUGUCCCCACUGGAAGAACCAUACACUGUUUUACCAG